AUGGUGUUACAGCCCCGCGAGGACGGUAGCUCGACAAUGAAGUCCAGUGAAACUGCUUCCCAGGGUCUUCCGGGUAUGGAUUUUAAUAUGGAUGUUGGGGGUCCUGCUCAAAAGGGAUCUCCAUCCAAAGUUGCUAGCCCAAGUGAAACUCCCAUUUUUCUCAUGGCUAAUGUCUACUUGGUGUAUCAGCAAAGGAACCAUUACCUUAGCCGUGGAUACGGUUCCUUUGCUAUGGUGGUAGACGGUUCCUUUGCUGAUACACCAAGACUGGGAGAAGACCGCAACAUCUUAUCUGUAGAGGCGGAUGGAAUAUUGACCUCCUUCUCCUUCCCGGGAAAAAAAGACGGCUUUUGUUUUUCCAGACUCCAAGACUACGAUUGCAGGAGUCAUGCAUUAUAUGUGAGGAGGCUGUGGGACAGUCCACGAACUGUAGAAAUGAGCAUCGAUCGCUCGCGGACCAGGAGUCAGUGGCAGAAUCACAUGGGGAAACCGCAUGAUCUGUCUGUCGAGACUGUCGAGACUGAGGUGCCAUUAGAAAAUAAUGACACCACCAGCGCGAUCAACGGUAGUGUGCGAAUCCGUGACCGUGCGGCCAUCCACGUGGUUUCCUGCACGAUUGCUGCGCAGUCACGGAUCACCCAGGUGUCAACCUGGCCUAAGAAUGAAUGUGAUGGUCAGCUUGUGUCUUCUCUCUCUCAGUCAUCCUUCAGCAGUUCUUCUGAACUUUCCAGUACACAUAGUGCAGGCUUCGCAAGGCUCAACAGGAGAGAUGGAGCUGGAGGGUGGUCUCCACAUAUUUCUAAUAAAUACCAGUGGCUCCAGAUUGAUCUAGGAGAAAGAAAAGAAAUUACUGCAAUUGCAACUCAAGGCAAAUAUGGAAGCUCAGACUGGGUAACAAGCUAUCUGUUAAUGUACAGCGACACAGGAAGAAACUGGAAGCAGUAUCAUCAAGAGGAAGGCAUUUUGGCAUUCAUUGGAAAUACAAAUGCUGACAGUGUUGUUCAACAUAAGCUUCAGAAUCAUAUAAGAGCAAGAUACCUACGUUUCACUCCCUUGAACUGGAACUUGAAUGGCAGGAUAGGAAUGAGAGUAGAGGUGUAUGGAUGUACAUACAGUUCAGACAUUAUUUAUCUUGAUGGUAAAAGCUCCGUACUGUACCGCUUUCAUCAAAAGUCAAUGAGCACAACAAAAGAUGUAAUUUCUCUCAAGUUUAAGUCAAUGCAAACUGAUGGCAUGUUACUUCAUGGGGAAGGACGAAAUGGAGAUCGUAUAUCAUUGGAACUUAUAAAAGGAAGACUUUGGUUAAUAAUUAGCCUAGGAAAUGUACAGUUUCAUACCUUUAACCCUCCUGUUAAUGUCACCUUGGGAAGCUUGUUAGAUGACCAGCAAUGGCAUUCAGCUGUCAUAGAGCGUUUUGGAAGACAAGUCAAUUUCACUGUUGACAAACACGUGCAUCAUUUCUUCAUGAAAGGAGAUAUUUCUUAUUUGGACAUUGAUUAUGAGCUUAGCUUUGGAGGUAUCGCCUCACAAGGAAAAUCAGCAUCACUGCAUCAGAAGAAUUUUCAUGGGUGCUUUGAGAACCUUUAUUACAAUGGUAUGAACAUUAUUGACUUGACCAAGAGGUAUAAACCUCCAAUCUAUGUUGAGGGAAAUAUUUCUUUUUCCUGCCAAGAGCCUCCUGUUGUCCCAAUUACAUUUCUAAAUUCAAACAGCUAUUUGAUCUUGCCUGGAUUAUCAAUACAAGAAGAGGUUAUCAUCUCUUUUCAUUUCCGUACUUGGAACAAGGAAGGCACACUAUUUUCAACCAAGCUUAGCUCUGCUCCAUUUAUUUUUGUAAUAUAUCUUGCUGAAAGAAAGCUUAAAAUGAGCCUUUUUAAAUAUGAAAGGCUGUACUUAGACACAAUAACAGCUUUUGAAUUAAAUAAUGGACAAUGGCAUGUUGUUUAUCUUGUGAUUAAAAGAAACCGUGCAAUUUUAACAGUAGACAAUGAUGCAUCUGCAAAUCUAUAUAUGCUCCUACCUUUUCAAGUGUCAUCUGCAGGAAAUUAUUACUUUGGAGGAUGUCCGAAUAACAAUACUGACCAUGUAUGUAAAAAGCCUGUUGGUACCUUUUUGGGUUGCAUGAAAUCAAUUUCCAUUGGUUCCAGAAUUGUGGACCUUAUUUUAGUGCAGCAGAGUUUGCUUGGAAAUUUUAGUGAUUUGCAGAUUGAUUUAUGCGGAAUCACUGACAGAUGUUUUCCUAACUACUGUGAGCAUGGAGGAAAAUGUUCACAAACAUGGAAUGAUUUUUACUGCAACUGCUCAGACACUGGAUACAUGGGAGGGACCUGCCAUAAUUCUAUUUAUGAGCAAUCUUGUGAAGCAUAUAAGCACAAAGGAAACUCCUCUGGAUUCUUUUAUGUUGAUUCUGAUGGAAGUGGCUCUCUGGAACCAUUUGUGGUUUACUGCAACAUGACAGAUUCGGCAAUAAGUAUUUUACAUCACAACAAUACAGAGCUGCAUAAGGUAAAGAGUUCUAAUCGAGAGUUCCCCCACACAAUGAAUUUCAAAUACUCUGCUGACAUGGAGCAGCUCCAGGCUACAAUUAACAAUUCUGAACAUUGCAUACAGGAAAUUAUCUACCAUUGUAAAAAGUCCCGCAUUCAACAAAAGCAAGGUAGUGUCCCAUUCACUUGGUGGGUUGGUCGCACUAACCAGUUACAUACCUAUUGGAGUGGUUCAUCAGUAGAUGCUACAAAAUGUUCAUGUGGACUUGAAGGAAACUGUAUUGAUGCUCAACAUAACUGCAACUGUGAUGCUGACAGGAAUGAAUGGACCAAUGACACUGGAUCACUUUCUAAUAAAGAUCACUUACCAGUUACACAGAUUGUUUUAACUGACACAAACAGACCACAUUCGGAAGCUGCUUAUAAACUUGGUCCUUUGCUUUGCUGGGGAGAUAGAAGUUUUUGGAAUGCAGCUUCUUUUAAUACAGUAUCAUCCUACCUACAUUUCCCUACCUUCGAUGGAGAACUCAGUGCAGAUGUAUCUUUCUUCUUCAAAACUGCAUCACCAUCUGGACUAUUCUUAGAAAACCUGGGAAUCAAGGAUUUUAUUCGCAUUGAAUUGGAAUCUCCAACAGAUGUGAUUUUUUCAUUUGAUGUUGGGAAUGGCCCCCUAGAGGUCAGAGUACAAUCACCAACUCAUUUGAAUGACAGCCAGUGGCAUUUUGUAAAGGUGGAGAGAAACAUUAAAGAAGCUUCUCUACAAGUGGACAAUUUGCCACAAAAAACAUAUACUACUUCUUGUGAUGGUCACAUACGGCUGCAGCUUUACAGUCAGCUUUUUAUUGGUGGUACUCCUUCAAGGCAGAAAGGAUUUUUAGGAUGCAUUCGUUCUUUAAAAUUAAACGGCAUUGCCGUGGAUUUGGAAGAAAGAGCUAAAGUGACCCCAGGAAUUAAACCGGGCUGUCCAGGACAUUGCAGCAGCUAUGGAAACUUAUGCCACAGUGGGGAGCAGUGUAUUGAAAAGCCGGCUGGGUUUUCAUGUGACUGUAGCGCAUCUGCAUAUGCUGGAGCAUUUUGUAAAAACGAAAUUUCAGCAUAUUUUCAAGCAGAAUCAUCAAUAACUUACAAUUUCCAUGCAAAUCACUCUAUGGCUAAAAAUUCAAGCUUGCAUCCAUUUUCUCCAAAUGCAGGCAUAUCUUCUAAAGAGACUAUUGCAUUUAAUUUUAGAACAACGCAAGCACCAAGUUUAUUAUUGUUUAUCAGUACUUUUACUAAGGAGUAUAUUUCAAUCAUCAUUUCAAGAAAUGGAAGUUUACAGAUUAGAUACAGAUUGGAUCAUCAGCAAGAUCCUGAAGUAUUUAGUUUCCAUUUUAAGAAUCUAGCUGAUGGCCACCUCCAGAAAGUGAAGAUUUUGAGAAAGCAAGAUAUUCUGUUUGUGGAGGUUAACGAAUAUACAAGUGAGAAAUUUAUUUUGACUUCUGGUACAGACUUCAGUUCAAUCCAUUCUCUUGAGCUUGGAAAGAUAUUAGCUGAAGACAUCGAUAUUGACCUAGAAACCAUGAAAGCCAAUGCAAAUGGAUUCACUGGAUGUCUCUCUGCUGUGCAAUUUAAUAAUAUUUUUCCACUGAAGAUUGCAUUCCAAAAUAAUCAAAAUAAUCAUAGCUCUCAGAUUAUGAUAAAUGGUCAUGUUUCCGAAUCUGGCUGCGGUUCCCUAAAUGGUGACGAUGCAUUAUCAGGAGAAACAACUCAUUCAUUUGCAGAUCAUUCAAGACCAAUGGAUAAUGGAGAACCACUAACUAAUGUGUUGAAAAGCAGUGUUGCUGUUGUUGGAGGUGUCAUAACUGUUGCUGUAUUCAUCCUGUUAUGCAUCUCCGGCAUAGCAAUAAGAAUAUAUCUCCAGAAGAAUACAUAUAAAAAGAAUGAAGCCAAAGAAUCAGAACAUGAGGACAAUGUACAGGCAGCAGCAGCAUUGAAAGCUGAAAUCAGUAUGCAAAAUGCAAUCAACGAAAGUCAAAAAGAAUACUUUUUCUAAUUCGCUCUCAUUGUGCAGCCAAACAAUGGGACAGACAGACUUUCUUGCUAAGCAAGGGGCACUAGAUGAACACCAAUUUCAAAUCAUUGUACAUGCACUGCAAGAAAAUGAUGGACUGGAUCAGUAUUAAAAUGGUUAUGAUCAGCCACGGUGAUGUUUAAAUAGCCCUCUAAAACCACUUGCUUUGGGUGGCAUUGCAAGCAUUCUCGGUGAUGGCAAUCACUGUAUUGUGCACUCUUUAGUUGUUAAUAGUGCCUGGUUGUUCUGAUGUGACUUUUCAAAUCUGCAGAUUUCCGUACUGAGUUAUGAAUUUCAGACUAUCCUGAUGUUGAAACUCUUAUAAUGUCUGUGUGAUUGAAACCUUUUAUUUAUAGUACAGUCUGAACUGUAAUAUUUGCUUCAAAAGGGAGAGGAAAUUUAGUGUUUUUAUAUUGUGAUCUUGUUUUCUGGUUCAUUACCAGAAAUGCCUCUAAAUGAUUUAUGCCACAUUAAAGAUUCUUCAAAUCAAAAAGAACCUUUGUGUAAAAAUUACUC
This is a messenger RNA of Nanorana parkeri, 5052 nucleotides long. RefSeq names its product contactin-associated protein-like 4. NCBI's taxonomy places the organism in Eukaryota, Metazoa, Chordata, Amphibia, Anura, Dicroglossidae. The transcript is spliced from 28 exons. Bases 1 to 4518 code for a protein of 1505 amino acids. The record is from RefSeq and is a predicted model, not a curated record.